Messenger RNA from Rotaria sp. Silwood2, 600 nucleotides. The record is from the annotation of a GenBank genome assembly. Lineage: Eukaryota; Metazoa; Rotifera; Eurotatoria; Philodinida; Philodinidae.
AUGGGAAAUGCUGCUUAUGAAAAUUGCAAUGAAACGACAAUGAGCAAACUCGGCGAUAUAAUGAAGAGAAUUAGUCCUUAUGCUGCUGCCUACAAGAUGAUGCAUGAAGUGGAACAAGAAGAAAUUGAUCGAGCUAAGAGAGAAAAACGAGCACCACCUCCACUUCGACUGAUUUUUGACAUUAAUCGUGGAAUUCACGAUCGGCGACUCUAUAAUCUUCCAACAGCGAAUGAAGUUGCUGCAGUUUUCGUAGGUGAAGAUAGUGGAGUUCCAACAUAUCGACAUAUUGCCAUUCAUCCACGUGGUCAAGGUCUUCAGACGAUUCAAAUUAUAGAUCCCAACUGUGAUCCAAUGACUUAUCCUCUUUUAUUUUCUCGCGGAGAUAAAGGAUGGCACCCAGAAUUGGAAAAAAUUGAUCAAUCACGAAAUCGAAAACGAGUAUCAAUGCUUCAAUUUUAUAGUUAUCGAUUGGCUAUUCGUCAAAAUUUCAGCGCCAUCCACUAUGGAGGAAAAUUAUUCCAACAAUAUAUUGUCGAUGCUUAUGUCAAAACCGAACAAAAUCGACUUGCAUUCCAUCGCCACAAUCAAAAGACUCUUUGA